Messenger RNA from Orcinus orca (killer whale), 9647 nucleotides. It is a transcript of the gene CBR4, whose product is annotated as carbonyl reductase 4. The record is from RefSeq and is a predicted model, not a curated record. Gene Ontology annotation, molecular function: oxidoreductase activity, acting on the CH-OH group of donors, NAD or NADP as acceptor; quinone binding. Bases 168 to 740 code for a protein of 190 amino acids. The transcript is spliced from 5 exons. Gene Ontology annotation, biological process: fatty acid biosynthetic process. NCBI's taxonomy places the organism in Eukaryota, Metazoa, Chordata, Mammalia, Artiodactyla, Delphinidae.
GACGCGGCGCUCUGGGCGCUUCCGCCCUCCCGGGCUCCAGUCCGGCGGCGGGAGGCCUGGGGCGGCGCUUCGGUUUGUGGGAGCCGCCGUGGUGUGAAGGCGCGAGGCCGGUGGGAAGGGCCGGGCCUUGUAGUCUCCUCCUCCGGGUCUGCGGCUCCCCGUCCCAGAUGGACAGGGUGUGCGCCGUGUUCGGAGGCUCCCGGGGCAUCGGCAAGGCGGUGGCCCGCUUGAUGGCCCAGAGAGGCUACCGACUGGCCAUCGUCGCCCGGAAUCUGCAGGGGGCCAGAGCCGCGGCCGGGGACCUGGGCGGAGAUCAUUUGGCAUUGAGCUGUGAUGUUGCCAAAGAACAUGAUGUUCAAAAUACAUUUGAAGAGAUAGAGAAGAACUUAGGUCGAGUUAAUUUCUUGGUAAAUGCAGCUGGAAUUAACAGGGAUAACCUCUUAGUAAGGACAAAUGCCGAAGAUAUGCUAUCUCAGCUUCAUACUAACCUCUUGGGCUCCAUGCUGACCUGUAGAGCUGCCGUGAAGACAAUGAUUAAACAGCAGACAGGGUCCAUUGUGAAUGUGGGAAGCGUUGUAGGUGUAAAAGGCAGUUCUGGCCAGUCCGUGUACAGCGCCAGUAAAGGCGGGCUAGUUGCGUUCUCACGCGCUCUUGCUAAAGAAGUAGCAAGAAAGAAAAUUAGAGUGAAUGUAGUUGCGCCAGCCAUCUGCACCCAUGAACACAAAGCAUUCUACAAAUGACUGAAGUCCCAUUUUAAACUUGGAUUUCCACUGUGUGCCGAGUGACCUUCAGGGCAGAAGGGAGAGGGGGUGGAGUGACUGUGGACGCACUCCUUCAAGGCAGAGCUGCAGAACCAGCCUCUUCCUGGACCAGAACAGGCACAGGAUUAGGAGGAAAAACUUCUGCUGAAGCGAAUUCAAAAAGGUUUAAAUGCCCCAAAGCUCCAGUUUUAAACACACGUCUCCCUUUCUGAUGUCCACACGUUUUGAGGCUCCCGGGAGUAACUGAAACAGCCAGCGAGCACGCAGGCGCUAGAAGACAGCACUGUGGGUGCGCGGAGUCCACAGGAUGGUGGGGGGCAGGUGUGAGCGCUUCAGAGUAUGUACGUGAAAACGUAUCAGGUGCUCCCAAACCUGAAAGGCAGAGUCUCCGGGACUGUCCUGUCACUCCUGUCGGAAUAGGCCAGAACCGUUGAGAGUGUGAGUAGUAAGUACGGUGCUUCUAAGAUGAGUCAGAAACGUACCAGGUAGCGUCCCAAGGUGUAUAAACCAGUUACGCACAUAUAAAGUUAGUACUGGUCCAGUUAGAAAUACAAAAUGAGAAUUAUGGAAGCUGCCUCAAAUAUCUGGGGUUCCACAAAUUUACAAGCAGACCUGUGUAACAAAGUAGACUCUGGUUUUAAGAAAACAUUGCAGUUCAGUAUUCCAAACACAGUCUCUGGUCCCAGCGGUAACCUCAGAAAUCACUUCUCUGGAGAGUAGAACCAUUUAUAUGUUUGUACAAAUUUGCAGAUAACAAAAUAAACAAAAAAGUAGAGAAGACCUGUCCAAGGCUGACGUUUAGUCUGUUUUUUUUUCCCAAAAGAGUUGACAAGUCCAUGAAUUGAGCAGGUUGAUAUCGGGCUGUUGGUUCUCGUGUGAGUGUGUGGCAGUGGAGCCGGUCCCAAGCUGCUCCCUGGAGGUGUAGGCAGAGCUGGGGUGGCUCACAGAGCACGGGGGAGACGAGAGCGUGGCAGCGUGAGAAAGUGUGCACUUCGCCCAGCCCAGAUGCAUGCCAGAGCGCAUGUGCGUGCGCAUACACGAUUACAUAUUUGUCAGACAGACACAUGUUUGUGUGUUUAUCUAAAACUUAUUAAAAUAACUAUUGAUUAUGGCUUUUGCUUUAUGGAGAAGGAAGCCGUUAAUUAGCCUGUGAGUUGAUACUCAUAGAUAAGAGUAGUUUAGAACCUGGAUACUUCUAAAAUGAUUAGAAAAAGUUCUAAAAUGAGUAGUUCUAAAAUGAUUGCGAAAAAAAUCAAGUAAUGAACUGGUGCCUAGAAAAAAAUUUCUUGUACCUUAUAUUUUAUAUAAGAUCUUUAUUUUAAAAUUUUGCACUGAUUAUGGGAUAAUGUUAGAUGGACAGGAUCUUAGUGAUGAUUUAUUCUAGUCAUCUUAACUGUUUAGAAGACUGGGCCCCAAGAGGCAGAGUGAGUUGCCCAAGGUUCCACAGCUAGUUUUUGGUGGAACUGUUACAAAAGCUUUAUCUUUUGAUUGUCAGCUAAUAAGGCUUGAAAAUUAUGGCCCCUUAAAUUUGUUUUAUAUCAUUACAAGAUUUAGGUCUUUUUGUUCUUUUGCUAUUAUGUUCUGUCUAAAAUAUCUGGAAACUUCCAAUUUUAUAACUUUUACCUUUACAUUAUUUGCGUUUUGACAAAUUACUAGUUGAUAAAAAUCGCCUGGAUUAGUUAAGAGACUAAUAAAAAGGUGCUAAAACUCAAAUCUGCAUCAUCAUUCAUUAGCUGGUGUGAUAGAAGGUUUGGUUAGUGGAUUGUUGAGGACAGUGAGUGUUCUCCUGUGUCUCUGCCAGUCGCCGUGGGACCUUUGACCCAGCUUGCUGUGGGCACUGGGGCUGGCCCGCUGGGGGCUCGUAAGGCCACCCUGGCCGCUCUGCUCCGUGGGCCCUAGAGCUGGUGUUGCAUUUGGCACCGGUGCUGAACCAGCAGGGACCAGGGAAUUGUUGGAAUGUCCUGGCAGGCCUCUUGGUCUACAGCGUUCCAUCGUCCCAAUUCAUUGUUUAGUCAGAGACCAGCUGAGUUCAAGCAUUCCAAAUCCAUGAACAUUUGAUAAAUGACUUGAUUUAGAUACAUUCAGUUCUGGGGGGAAAAAAGGAAAAAAAGAAAAUCUCAAAGCUGCAUUGUGGUCUUGGCACUGCUUUCUGUGUGUGUGUGCUUUGUGCAGCCCGAUUGAUUUUCGUGUUAGCUGAGUUUAACCAUGUGUAGAGUAGAUGGUUUGGGGCAGCAUGUAUGUGCUUCUCUCUUUUUUAGGGAUUGCAGUAGUGUGGGUGAUGAAGAGUUAACUCUAGGUCACGAUGAUCUCGAAGCUGGAUGGUUUCAGGGUAGUGCAAGUGUUCCUAAUCCUGAUUCUAAUCAUUCAUUCAGCAGACUUCCUGAGUGUCUCCUGUAUGUGAGCGCUGGCAACGCUCCAAAAUUAGACACGAAAGCUAUUUCUGCCACAAGGAAAGAAGUACAGUGGGAAAGACAGGUGUAUAGACAGAUAAUUACAGUGCCAUGUGAUGAAUGCCAAGCAGGUACCCCUGUGAUGCUAUGGAAACGCUGGAGAAGGAAUGCUUAAUUUUGUCAGGGUUAAUUAGUUGUCAAGGCAACAGGCUAAAUAGUUCAAAUCCAGUUUGUAUAUAAAGGGAAGUUUUAUUAGUGUUAGGGAUGUGUGCUUUUAUAGCCUUUCCUAAAGAUCUUACUUUCUAGUGCAGUUUACACUGAAGGAAAGAAAAAUCCUGUUGCUAAAAAAUGUGGACACUGAGUAGGGUGACCUUUAUUAUCUUGGCUGUAGUGUAAUAUAUUGGCUGCACUAUAAGCAUGGUAUGAACAUGCUUCACUAAUUAGAAGCAAAGUACAAGUUGAAAUGGUAGCAUUAAAUUGAGUCUAUGGAUUAUUAAUUUAUUUUAGAUAGUAAUUUCUACUAGAUUCUUCAGAUCCUUUAACGGAGUUGAUAAACAUCAGAAUUGAUAUGUUUAUUUUUAAUGUUAGUUUUCCUCGUCACCUGCAAAUGGAGUUUCCAAUUAAGUUAAAAACAGUUAAAAAGCAAAUCAUAAUAGGAAAAACAAGGGACAAGCACAGUAAUAAAUUAGGCUAUCAUUUGCUGCCUAAUAUUUUUAAAGAUGAAUUAGUUGCUAAGUUUUGGUAUUACAUUAACUAUAAAUUUCUCAUCAUGGAUAAAUGUUACUGAUUGGAAAAUAUUGAAUAUGAGAAACAGAAUAUUUGAUAAAUUGAAACUAUAUUGGAUACAGUGCUUUUUUUUUUUUUUUUUUUUUUGCGGUACGCGGGCCUCUCACUGUUGUGGCCUCUCCCGUUGCGGAGCACAGGCUCUGGACGCGCAGGCUCAGCGGCCAUGGCUCACGGGCCCAGCCGCUCCGCGGCAUGUGGGAUCCUCCCGGACCGGGGCACGAACCCGUGUCCCCUGCAUCGGCAGGCGGACUCUCAACCACUGCGCCACCAGGGAAGCCCAAUACAUUGCUUUUAAAAAUGUGUUUUCAAUAGAUAACACAAAUGUGUACAAAAUUCAAAAGUACAAAAAGGCAUAGAGUGAAAGGUGAGUCUUCUCUAGCCAUUCAGUUCCUUCCUCAGAGGCAACCAACCACAGUCAGCUAGUUCUCUCUGUAUUUCAUAUAUAAGUCAGUAGAGCAUAUAUAUAUAUAUAUACUGUUGACUGAAAAAAAAGCACAACCUAAAAAUUGAGAAUUAGGUUUUAUUUGGCAGACUUUCUGAGGGCUUAAGCCUGGGAGGCAGCCUCUCAGACAGCUCCGAGGGGCUGCUCCCAAGAGGUAAGGGGGAGCCAGGAUGUAGAGGAGUUGUUGCAACAAAGGCCAGGUAAUCGGAACAUCAAAAGAUGACUGUUAAUUAAAGAAAACCAGACAUCUCAAGUUAAGGAAUUUAGCGCUUUUCUAUGUAUGGGAAGAUGCAAGAGUCUGGGCUCACUGGAAUCAUUCCUUUGAUCUGCACCUCAGCUCUCUGGGGCCAGUGUCGUGUGCUUUCCUAUCUGUCCCAUCCUGAGUCCCCUCAGGGCUCACCGUUGGGGGCAGCUGUAGUGGCUUGAUGGCUGCAACAGCCUUUGUUUACUUUUUUUUUUGGCGCCGAGGCUUGUGGGAUCUCAGUCCCCAGACCAGGGAUUGAACCCAUGCCCCCUGCAGUGGAAGCACAGAGUCCUAACCACUGGACCACCACUUUGUUUACUGAUAUGGCAGGCAGCGUUUUUCAUUCACAAUACAUAUUUUUAAGAAAACACAAAUUGAUCAUACUAUUCACAAUGUUCUGUACCUUGCUUUACUCAUAGAACAAUCUAUUCUGGAGUUGAUUCCAUAUAGAGAACUGCUUCACUUUUUAAAAUAAUAGCUCUAUGGAAAUAUAACUCACGUACCUCAUAAUUCACCCAUGUAAAAUGUCCAAUUCAGUGGGUUUAGUGUAGUCACAGAAUUGUUCCAUCAUCACCCUGAUACAUUUGAGAACAUCGUAUUUUCAUCAUCCCAAAAGAAACCCUGUAGCCGUGAGCAUUCACUCCCCAUUUCCCUCAAGUCUCCCCAGCCUUUAGCACCCACUCAUCUACUUUCUGUCCCUGUCAUACGGAGUGUGGUCUUUUGUGACUGCUUCGCUAUUUUUAAUGGCUGAGUUAAAAGACAAUAAUGUCUGUUUUAUGGGUGCACUGUAAUUCAUUUAACCUGUGCCUCUCAUUGGGCACUUCGGUUUUUUCUGAUCUUUUGCUGGUCCGACUAGUAAUGCAGUGACAGUACUUGUAAGUGAUUUAUUUUGCACAUGUGUGAGUAUAUAUAUGAGUGUCGUCUUGGGACUGAACCUGCCAGGGCUCAAAGGGUACGUGCCCUUAACGUCUGGACAGAUGGUACAGCAGUCAUGUGUUUCUACAGGGCACCCUGAGUGUUUUGCGCCCUCUCCUCCCUUCUUUUAGUUGCAGAGCUUUUAUGUUUACUCCUGGGACAAAGUCUUGCUGGCAGAUGCUGGCAGAGGCUUGCAGGUGCUGUUGUGUGCUGUUCAGUGUGGUGUUAAUUUUUUACACAGCUUCCCUGUACACUUUUACAAGCGUAAUAUUAGAACAUACACAUUUGUUCUGGUUAAAAUCUUGGUCUGGAUUUUGGCAACAGCCUUGUUUUAUCUCCCUAAAAAAGGGUCUUGGAUUAUUUUAAUUCCUUCUAGGUCCUAGGAACUUAUAUCAGAGAAUGGACAUCUAAGCAGAGAGCCAUAUUAGACAGUGCACAUCCCACAAUUGGUAGUACUGGUGUCUAAAACUGGCUAAAGUCCUGGCGUCUUAUUUAAAUAUGAGCUCUCUACUGUAUAUCAAAAUAUUCAAAACUAAAAUAGUGACCAAGUCAUAUGGAAGUGAGAUGCUGUUUAUUUAUACUCUAUAGGUAGCCAAAAAUGGGUCAAGGAAGUACAUUUCCUUGGGAGCUGACCAAAUAUAAGCUCUCACUGGACGAGAACCACACACUUGCUUUUCUGAGAAAGGGUAUCCUGUUCCUAAAGAGCUCCUACCUCUCGGAAGUGUACUGAGCGUGCCAUCACCGAUGUGGGACUGCAGCAGCCGUGUCCUGUUCUGUUGGCCGAGCGCCUGGUGCUCAGUUAUCUCUCUGGCUUAAGGAGUGACAGCUUUGCAGCCCGCCGAAGCCUCUGACUCCCAUAGGUGAUCCACAGUGACGCCAUCUGUGGGCAGUGGCACCAACUGGGAGUUUGUAAUUUUUAUAACCCAGCUUGAAAGUUGUUGUAAAUAUAUAUGUAGUAAAGUGAAAUUUCCAGAGCUUUAUAAAUAAAGUGGGAGAAUGCUAUGGGAGAGCAUCCUCUGGGGCCGAGGAGAGAUCAUAAAUUGGGAAACAACACAAGCACAGAAACGGGUGUGUGCAAUGUUUACAAACGACUAAUGUCUCUGCUCAGGUCCCACGAGAUUUGGUAGAGAGUCUAGGAGACUUUAUAUGCAGUGCCCUGGUUGUGGAUAUAUUUAUAAUUCAGGAUCAUGUAAUUCAUGAGCUGUAGCAUAAAAUGAUAGUGAAAUUUGGUAGAGCCUGGACUACUUUAUCACUAGAGACGAGCUUCAUGUUUUUCUUGGAUUUCUGAUAAAUUAGGGGACGAUAUAUAUGAAUUUGAAGAAGCUGCAGAUAGAGUUUUAGUUUUAGUAAAACCGUUCUGCGUGAGACUAGUGGUGGAUACAUGAUGAGAUGCAUUCGUCGGAACAUAGACCUGUCCAACCCAAAGGGCUUCCCCUGGGGUAAACCAUGACUUCACUUAAUAGCGUAUGAGUGUUGGUUCACCAGAUGCAGUGUGCUAAGGCAGGGUGUUAAUAAUUGGGGGGUGCAGGGGGAAGGCAGUGUUUUAUGAGGUAUGUGGGGACUCCCUCCACUUUCUGAUCAGUUUUUUUGUAAACCUAAGGCUGCUCUAAAAAAUAAAGUCUAUUAAUUUAAGAGGAAAAAUAAAGCUGCUGACAGUGAGAGGACGGUGCUUGCGUUUGGGACAGGUUCCUGCUCUCUGUAUCCGACAUCAUGGUCCAGGAGGAGAAGCCAGUGUUCGGGACGGCUUCUCUCCCUCUCAGCCUGGCCUCCGCCCGCCACUGCACUUUUAGGCUUUCAGCGCAGAGUCCAGCGCUGGCCGGCAGCUGUGCUGUGAGGCCUGUCCGUCCAGCUGUCCGUUCCCAGUGGGAGAGGCCCUGGAACUCCCCCUGUGAAAUGAUGCCCUGAUCCUCCACUCAGUGGGAGCAGUUGAGGGAGAGCCGGCCCACGGGGCGGGGGCCCGAGCAGCCUGACGCUGUGCUGGACCCGCGGGCUCUGCUCUCUCCUCGACAGAUCUGAGCCCUCACGGACAUGAGUCCAGGCCGUGGUGUCGGACGAGGCCUGUCUCCUGUCAGAAGCACGCGUGUGUCAGUCUGUCUGCCACAGUGGCUGGCUCCCGUGGCUGGCUCUGGAGGACCGGGUCUGUCCCAUGGCCGCAUCUCUGUGGCAGAGGCCUGCCUUAUCGCCGUUUCGCUGCCUGAAUCUCCCUUCCUGUCUGCAGUCUGCCUUCCCGCAUCUCGCGCCCUGUUCCAGAUCUGCCUUUUUCCCAGGGUGAAAACACUUCUGGUGUCCUCUCACAGACCGUGUGGCCUUACAUUCCCCUAGAAGCUGGGCACCUCAGUUCCCUUCAGCACAGCCUGAGUAACAACCCGGAUGAGCAUCCACCGGUGCUUGCUGAACAGGAGCUCUUCCAGCCACGCGGCUGCAGUGUAAGAACUGGGGGCCUUUGAGGGGAAAUACGACGACCCGUGAAGAGGCAUACCUUCAUCCUGGAGUCGUAGUUAUGUAGAGCUGAAGUCUGCCAUUCUCAGUCUACUGCCCCUGUUUUACGAGACAGGAGCAGCCUGCAGUUUAGAUGGUGCGUGCUGCCCAGCUGUUAGCUUGCAGAGUACAGCAGAGCGAGGGACGGAAGCUAGUGGGGGGUGUCCUCACCCAAUGCCCUGCUUGCCACGAAAUGCCACCUCUGAGAAGACGUCAGCAGAGCCACGUAGAAGUUGAGCUAACCGGUAGUCAUGAGGUCUUUCUUGCAGCGCGUUUUUACUGUAGUUUAUUAAGGUCUGUUUUGUUUUUUAAGAUUAAAAUGCAUCAUUGAUUUUCUGCCGAGGGUUGAGAGUUAGUGGGGAAAUAUUUUAUGCCAAUUUUGCUAGAAUUCAAAACAACCUUAGAGUAAAUAAUUGUAUCAUGAACUCUUUGAGAAGAUGACCUGGAUAUUUAAAUGUUAGAGUCGUGAUUUAUUCAGUCGACGUUGUAGGCAUGUGAAGUGCGUUCUCUUCCUGAUUCACUUUCUGAGGCACCUUUGACCCUGAAGUGUGUCCAGAGGCUUCGGAUCCGGGAGCCCUGCGACCCUGCUUGUUGGGUAGCCGCAGCCCAUGCAGUACUGGGAUCUUCCUGUAGGUGGAGCUCCGCUCACAGCGCACUCAUGACGCGGUUUCAUCACAGCUGUACUUUGCCUUCUUUUUUUAAGUCUAAAUGAUGAGUAGCGUACAGAAUACUGAUUAUAGAAGUUAGUGGUAAUAUGUAUUCAUAUGUAUCAGACUAAUCUCACAAGAUUUCCUUAAUAUGCAGUUCUUCUGUGCUAUGAACCAUUUAGAACUGGUACUCCAUAUAUCAUGUCACUUUAACUACAGCUCUUGCUACUUGAGAACAUGUUCUCUGCAAACCUUAUUGCACACAGCACUGCCGUGUUAACUUUAAAAUUUUUCUGUGUAUACUUGCAUCAGGAUUGGAUAAUUCCAUUAGGUUUUUUUUCUUAUAGGAACAUUGGAAAUACUGGUCUUUCUAAUCAUCAGCUAUCUUAGAUAUAGCACAUGAAACUAAUUUUUGUCAGAACUGCCAAAUCAGGUCAUGUGACCAUGUUUGUGAUGCUUUCCUUCCCUCUACUCCCCCACUCCACCCCUAAUCAAGUGAAAAUUAAUCACUUGUGUGGUUCUUUGUGUUCACCUCUAUCAGGAUAUUCACCCAAGUUCCUUUUAUUAUAAUUAGGGGUGCCAAGUGAGUGUUUCCUCCCUAGGUUACAGGUUCCUUAAGGAAUGGAAUUUUUAUUCAUGUUUAUAUCUAUCCAAUCAUAUUGUGCUACGAGUUGGGUCAAAUAUUUUAGUGUUCAGUAAAUGUUCAUUGGGUUAAAUUGAAUAAAAAUUGAGUACUUGGGUACUGAUUGCUAGCAAAACUCUGUAUUUCCUAAACAAGGUUUAUUAAUCAUCUCAAAUUUUCAACAGCGAAUUUAUUUUUUUUGAAAUUGAGCAAGUGUCUUAGUGUCUGCCCUUUUCAACUAAAUGAGCAAACAUUUCUCUUUCAGGAUUUGUUCAUACAGAUAUGACGAAAGACUUGAAAGAAGAACAUUUAAAGAAAAACAUCCCUCUUGGGAGGUUUGGAGACCCCGUUGAUGUGGCCCA